Messenger RNA from Pistacia vera, 956 nucleotides. RefSeq names its product wound-induced protein 1. Lineage: Eukaryota; Viridiplantae; Streptophyta; Magnoliopsida; Sapindales; Anacardiaceae. The coding region runs from base 151 to 651 and encodes 166 amino acids. The transcript has a single exon. The record is from RefSeq and is a predicted model, not a curated record.
ACCAUGUCAUUAAAGGUACCAAAACCUACCUUUCCCUCUCCCUUUUCAGCUAUAAAUAGACAUUGCCAUGCGGUCGAAUGAAGUCAAUCCAGAAGCAGAAAUUUAUCAGCAUUUUUAUUCUUCUGAGUUGUUAUUUGUAACCUUGGCAAAAUGGCGGCAAAGUUCAACAAUAUUGAAACUCAGGUGCCGGAAUCUGACACUGAUAUGAACAUCCCUGGAAUCCAAACCCAGGCGAUUGUGCAAUCACUCUACAGUGCAUUGGCUCAUGGGGACAUGGACACCGUGUCCAAGCUUUUAGCAAGUGACCUGGAAUGGUGGUUCCAUGGACCUCCAAAAUGCCAAUACAUGAUGAAGCUGCUCACUGGGGAGUCGAGCCAGGCCACGUUCAAGUUCGAGCCAAGAAGCAUAGAUAUGGUUGGCGAUUCGGUCAUUGCUGAGGGAUGGGAAGGAGCAAAAGCUUAUUGGGUGCACGUAUGGACUGUGAAAGAUGGUCUGAUAACACAAUUCCGAGAGUACUUCAAUACAUGGCUCACCGUGAGGGACCUGCGGCCACCGCGUUGGGAAAUUAGACAAGUGAACCACACUUUGUGGCAGAGCCAGCCGCGGGAUCUUGCACGCCGCUCGUUGCCUGGCGUUUUGCUUGCAAUUUAGUGGCUGAAGACAAGACAGGCCCUAAAAUGAAUCAAUGGACCUACCUGAUUAGAUUAUCUAUAUUUUGUGAUGUAAAUUAUGUGAAUGUGACCAAUGUAUUACUGCAUUUGGGCUUUUAGAAUUAUCGUUAACGAGAAAGGUGGCUUAGUGAUUAUCUUCUUAAAACUUGAAAAUUACUAACAGUGGAUAUCCUGAGGACUAAACAAGUUGAUUCGCAGAUUCGGCUGACGGGUUUUCACUUUCAGGGCCAUGAGUCUGAUAUGGCGGCAACUGUCAAUUACGAACAAAAAGCAGAAUAAAUAAUA